Parasteatoda tepidariorum (common house spider) is the source of this 411-nucleotide messenger RNA. The record is from RefSeq and is a predicted model, not a curated record. Lineage: Eukaryota; Metazoa; Arthropoda; Arachnida; Araneae; Theridiidae.
AUGGCCCGUACGAAGCAGACCGCCCGCAAGUCGACCGGAGGCAAGGCGCCUCGUAAGCAGCUGGCCACCAAGGCCGCGCGUAAGAGUGCGCCUGCCACCGGUGGCGUGAAGAAGCCGCAUCGUUACAGGCCCGGCACCGUGGCGCUUCGUGAAAUCAGGCGUUACCAGAAGAGCACCGAGCUGCUCAUCCGCAAGCUGCCUUUCCAGCGUCUUGUCCGUGAGAUCGCUCAGGACUUUAAGACCGAUCUGCGCUUCCAGAGCUCCGCCGUCAUGGCUCUGCAGGAGGCUAGCGAAGCGUACCUGGUGGGUCUUUUCGAAGACACCAACUUGUGCGCUAUCCAUGCCAAGCGCGUGACCAUCAUGCCCAAGGACAUUCAGUUGGCUCGCCGCAUCCGCGGAGAGCGUGCUUGA